Molecule: messenger RNA, 2097 nt
Organism: Cydia pomonella (codling moth)
Lineage: Eukaryota; Metazoa; Arthropoda; Insecta; Lepidoptera; Tortricidae
Product: cytochrome P450 4C1-like
Exons: 11
Coding region: 547-1980 (477 amino acids)
Molecular function (GO): heme binding; oxidoreductase activity, acting on paired donors, with incorporation or reduction of molecular oxygen; iron ion binding
Source: RefSeq, a predicted model, not a curated record
GGUUUUCUUACGAAACAGUACUUACAUUGUAGUUACCAUGCGUGCGCUCACGAUCUCACGAUAAUAAGAGCAUUUUGUAUGCAGCGUUGAACCGAAAUUGCUUUGACGCGCUGCCCAAAUGUUUCAAGAUGGACGUUAAGGAUAUUUACGACACGGAAAUAGAUCAAACAUUGUAUUUUAUUGUCACAUUAACCUUCAAAUCUUAGCGCGUAACUAUUCCAAAUUACACCAGAUUGUUCUACUCUUAAAAUGGUAAAUAUAUUCGUAUAUAAAAUAAACACUAAAACUUACUAAAACAAAAUACAUGUAGUGUGGUAUCGCAACAGCAAUCGCUAUGCACAGCAAUGACCCAUCGCGAUGACCGCGAUGUAAUAAAACAAUUGACUGAACUAGAAAAACAAGGAAAAGAACAAACAAGUAGGUAUAUAGGUAUCUUAAACAUUAAAUUAUAUGUAAAAGAAGUCUGACGGCUGCAAAGCACGUAUCAAGCGCGUGGCAGUGGUAGCAUUGGCGUGGUGGGCGCGGUGGCGCGCAGGGCGCCGACGAAUGUUAGCCCUGGCCAGUCAGCUAACCGGCCCGCCAGCGCUUCCCGUACUUGGCAACGCUUUGAGAUUCAUGGUCCCAUCCGAAGAACUGAGCAACGUGGUCGGCGAGCUAAUGCAGGAAUAUGGCGAUGUGUGGCGGUUCUGGCUCGGACCCGACCUCAACGUGGUCGUCAGCGAUCCUGAUGAUGUCAAGAAUCUCCUCAUGAACUCGAAAACUAGCACCAAAGGACCGCAGUAUAAGUACAUGGCUGAUUUUUUAGGAGAAGGCAUUCUGAGCGGGUCAGGGCCAACUUGGCGAACACGAAGGAAAAUAGCGCUGCCCAACUACGGCCGGAGGGCAGUGGAGAGCUACGAAGAGGUGUUCAACAGGGAGGCUGACCAGACGCUGGCGAGGCUGCGGGGCCGAGUCGGCGAGGCCUUCGACAUUUACGACGACGUCGUCACGGGAACCACUUACACUAUUUGCCAGGCAUUGAUGGGAUUGACGAGACAACAAACACUGAACCUGCCACAUAUGCAUUCGAUCAUCAGCGAAUCACACGAGAUAUAUUUACUCGUCUUCAUGAGGAUGACGAAAUGGUAUCUUCAAAUAGAACCACUGUACAGAAUAACAAAAUAUUAUCAAAUGCAAAUAAAGUUUAUAAAGAAGAUGCAAGAGAUGGUAGACGCUAUUGUGCAGCACAGACUUAAAGUCCUGGAAGCCAUGGGUGAUGAAAGGAAAAUGGAGAUCCUUAAAUUAGAAGGUGACAAUGAACACAACACCGAACUAAGUGUCGUAGAUAGGCUUGUGUUGUCUAAUCAAAUAUCAAGCUAUGAUGAAAUGCUGAGGGAAAUAUUCACACUAUUUACUUCGAGUCAAGAGGCAACGGCAAAGAUGGCAUCUUUCUUAUUGCUGAUGAUGGCGUAUCAUCCUGACCAUCAGGAAAAGGUGUACGCAGAAAUAAAAAGCGUAUUUGGCGAUAGUGACAGAGACGUCACUGAUGACGACAUCAAGCAGAUGCCGUACCUAGACAUGACGUUCAAGGAGGUACUGCGGCUCUUCCCUAUCGGAGUGAUGCUGCAGAGGACCAUAUCUGACGAUAUCCAAAUAAGUAACGCAACAUUGCCGGCCGGCUGCUCGCUCGUCAUCCCAAUCUUUCACAUGCAUCGCGACAAGCGGUACUGGAGCAACCCGAACAGCUUUGACCCAGAGCGAUUUAGCCCCGAUCAAGCGAAGCUGCGCCACGGUAGCUGCUAUAUACCAUUCAGCUUGGGACCGAUGGAUUGCAUGGGGAGAUAUUUCGGCACCAAACUGGUGAAGACUAUGUGCGUGAAGGUGUUACGUGAGUUCCGGCUGACUUCUCCGGAGUCGUACGAAGACAUGCGCCUCGUGCUGGCCGUGUCCGUCGCCUCCGUCAAUGGCUACCCCGUCCAGCUACAUCAUCGGAAAUGUUAACGUGCUCCUUAAAACAUUAAUAUUAGUAUUUUAUGUAAUACUCCUUAAUAUCCUCCUUGCUACAAACUGCGAUUAUACAUUAGUAAUUAGUGUAAAGAUACUGUAAGUAAUAAAUAU